AUGGCAUGGCUGAACAUACAGGCCUCGUCUCGCAAGCCCAGUUCCGGUGACGGGGAUGUCCUGAACCGAUUGCAUCUCGGGCGAACAAACGGAGAGAAAAGCAAUGCAUCAGAGCCAGUUGCAGGCCAGGGUGCCAAAGCCUUCGCCCCUGCUGUGAAGCCAAGAGGCGGUGGCAUCUCGGCACUUUCAGCGGCUGCGGCCUCGGCGGCUUCGGCGGCAAAGGAGGCUGCCAAAGUCCCAGCGCCAGCUUCCUCGAAGCCACAGGCGAAGGGCAAGUACGGCUUGCCGGUAUGGAUCAAGGACGAUGCGGUGGUGCUGUACCGAUCAUCCUCUGGCAGAGAGAUGAAGGUGAUGGUGAAGCAAGUUACGCCCGACAAGGUGAAGAUCCUUUUCACGGACGGAAAGACUUGGAAGGGCCUUUCCCACGCGCAGGUGCUAGCCAAGGAUGGCCCACUUCGUCCUGUUGCGAAAGAGAAGCGAGAUCGCUCGCGCUCACCAGUUCCCGUCGUGGUUGCAGAUGCAGAUGCAGAGGUGGAGAUCCUGGAUGACUGA
Molecule: messenger RNA, 552 nt
Organism: Symbiodinium sp. CCMP2456
Lineage: Eukaryota; Dinophyceae; Suessiales; Symbiodiniaceae
Source: the annotation of a GenBank genome assembly